AUGGCGUCCGCAUCCUCAAAUUCUUCAGAGUCUCUCACAUUUUCAGAGUAUUAUUCAACUUUAUCUGGUCCCACAAAAGCCAGAUAUCAUGAAAAAGUAAAGAUCUGUGGUUUCGACCCUUACACGUUAAAAAAAGGCGAUUGUAGUGAGGAUAUCGUACACUAUCCGAGUGUUUCGUAUCCUGAUAUCAUAAAUUAUUUGGUCAUCCAAACCUCRUGGAAAACUGRCCAAGAAAUGAAGGCUUGGAAGUCAAUGGAUGCAUACAACUUCUUCAUCUCUGGAUGGGUAAAYACAAUUCUCUUAAAAUCAGUUCAAGAAAGCGACAAAGUGGUAGYUACAGCUCGGGUAAACCAUUCUCAACGGGCGCGUGAUACGCCAUUGAAGACCUGGCUUCUUGCCGAAAAGGAUGGCAGUGUUUGCUUCGCACAUUGUACGUGUAUGGCAGGACUAUGCGAAGCYUGUUCGCAUGUUGGCGCUCUUCUCUUUGCUUUAGAGGCAGGAGUGAGGAUGAAUAAUUCUGUUACGUGUACGCAAGAAAAGGGAAAGUGGCUAAUGCCUUCGUACRUGCGCGAGAUCCCAUACAUGCCUGUAUGYGAGAUGGACUUAUMGUCUGCUAAGAAACGAUACAGUUCACUUGGGGAGCAGACCGAUACGYCACAACAGGGUCGUSRRRGAGCCGAUGUGCCACGGCCUACAAUACAAGAAAGAUCUGAUUUUUAUCAGAACAUUUYGCAAUGUGGAAUAAAGCCAGCAAUUCUGUCCUUGGUUCCUCCAUACAAUGAAAAGUAUGUGCCUAAACACAACACAACUUUGCCAUUACCCUUAACUCAUCUUUUUAAUGAGGACAAUCUGGAACUUAAUUUUCAAGAACUUCUUGAGAAAUGUAAUAAAGCAGUUGAGGACCUCAAGGUAUCAUGURAUGAAGCAGCAGYUAUAGAGUCCUCAACUAUAUCUCAGUCUUCUUCCAAGGACUGGUUUCAACAGARAGCAGGGAGGAUAACUGCCUCAAAGUUCAAAGCAGCUUGUAGAACAAGCCAAGAAAAGCCCUCUACAAGUUUGAUUAAAGCUGUAUGCUACCCGGAGGCAMACAAAUUCUCUAACCCUGCUACAAAAUGGGGAAUCAGCAAAGAAAGUGURGCAAGGGAUGCAUAUCAAUUUGCUGUGGCAGCUGAACAUGUCAAUUUAUCAGUAGCUGAAUGUGGGCUACACAUMAAUGAAAAGUGGCCAUAUAUAGGUGCUUCACCGGAUGGCUUGGUCUUUUGUGAGUGUUGUGGAAAUGGCAUCUGUGAGAUAAAAUGCCCACACAAACACAGAAAUUCAAAUAUCAACGAAGCUGUGUCAUCAGACCCACAAUUUUGUUUAAAGCGUACUACAGACAAUAAAAUAACACUAAGUAAAUCACAYGCAUAUUACUUUCAAGUACAAUGCCAAAUUUUUGUCACUGGAGUAGAGUAUUGUGACUUUGUWGUGUGGACAAASAAGGACRUAUACAUCCAAAGAAUACUACCUGAUAGUGACUUUUGGGGGAGCUGCCUUGAAAAUGCAAAGCAUUUCUUUGUAAGGGGAGUUCUGCCUGAACUGUUGGGCAAGUASUUUACCCGAGCUGUAUCAAGAACACAGGAACAGUCACAGAAAGAGWACAGUGAGGAGAGUGAAGAUGAUGGGUCAUGGUGCUUUUGUCAGCAGGCCAUCGAGGGCAGUUGUCUCAUUGGAUGUGAUAAURCAGAAUGCCCUACUCAGUGGUUUCACAUGACAUGCGUGGGUCUAGCUGAAGUACCGGAUAAUUGGUUUUGCUCAACUUGUUCAAAAUAAUGAUGGUAUUAUAGACAUAAUUUCACAAAAAUUCA
Molecule: messenger RNA, 1847 nt
Organism: Exaiptasia diaphana
Lineage: Eukaryota; Metazoa; Cnidaria; Anthozoa; Actiniaria; Aiptasiidae
Exons: 1
Coding region: 1-1812 (603 amino acids)
Source: RefSeq, a predicted model, not a curated record